GCCAUUGGCCGCCUGCAGCUCAUUUAUUCGCUGUCAAAGCGCAUCAUAUGGCCGCUGCUCCAUUAGCUUCUGUACUCCGUCAGAGAAAGUAGCUCAAAGACGCUUUUCAUCACGCUGGAUGUGAAAAACAAGUGGAGAGGGGGGAAAAGCACGCAGGAAAAAAGUUCCGACGAAAUAUCAUAACCAUCCUGGAUUGUAUUACGUUUCAUUUUCCCUUUUUCGGGGAGGUCUGAUCGUUUACGCAGGCUGAGCCGGACUUUAGCGCCGAAACUGAAUGUUCCUGAGUAUUGGCUGAAAAAGUUAAAGCCAGGUGAAUGUAUAGCAUGAUGAUGGAAACGGACUUGCACUCCCCCGGACCCCAAACUAAUACGAAUUCGGGGCAAAACAAUGGGAACAAAGCAAACCAAGACCGAGUCAAGAGACCGAUGAAUGCGUUUAUGGUUUGGUCUCGGGGCCAGAGAAGAAAGAUGGCUCAAGAGAAUCCCAAAAUGCACAACUCCGAAAUCAGCAAGAGGCUCGGCGCCGAGUGGAAAGUCAUGUCAGAGGCGGAAAAGAGACCCUUCAUUGACGAGGCGAAGAGGUUGCGAGCCAUGCACAUGAAAGAGCACCCGGAUUACAAGUACAGACCUCGGAGGAAGACCAAGACCCUUCUCAAAAAAGACAAAUACUCUUUGGCCGGCGGUCUGCUUACCGGGGCUGGCACCGGGGGUGGAGUUGGUUUGGGGGUCGGAGUGAGUCCAGCAGGGGUCGGACAGAGGUUAGAGAGUCCCGGGGGUCAUGGUGGCACGGCUACUGCCAGCUAUGCACACAUGAACGGUUGGGCAAACGGUGCCUACUCGGGCCAGGUGGCGGCUGCCGCAGCGGCCGCGGCGAUGAUGCAAGAGGCGCAGUUAGCCUACAGCCAGCACCCUGGCAGCGGGGCUCACCAUCACCACGCUCACCACCACCACCCGCACAACCCCCAGCCCAUGCACCGCUACGAGAUGACCGCUCUCCAGUACAGCCCGAUCUCGAACUCGCAGAGCUACAUGAGCGCCUCUCCUUCGGGGUACGGGGGGAUCUCCUACACGCAGCAUCAGAGCUCGAGUGUCGCCUCUUCUGGAGCUAUCGGCACCUUAGGGUCGCUUGUGAAAUCAGAGCCAAGUGUUAGUCCUCCCGUAACCACUCACUCUAGAGCUCCGUGUCCGGGGGACUUGAGAGAAAUGAUAAGUAUGUACUUACCAGCCGGGGAAGCGGGUGACCCGUCUGUUCAAAGCAGACUUCACGCUUUGCCCCAGCACUAUCAGAGCACUACAACAGGGGUAAACGGAACAGUUCCAUUGACACAUAUUUAAGACGCGAAGACAACGAAUGCAAACUGCACCGAGCAUAAGGAAACACGUAACCAAAUAUUUACCUCUUUUUUAAAUCGGUACUUAUUUACCUUUUGUACAGAAUGUUUUUUGAUGUUCUUGUAAAUGGAAGGUAAAUGUUGUUUUGGUUGCCUUUUAGAGAAAAAAUGAUAUUACACAAACAUAUGGCUUUGAGACUGGGUUAAUGUUUUAUUAUUUGUAAGCGAUAAAUAUAAAACUCUAGUUCACUUAAUUGAAGGACAUACCAAGAUGUGACAACAAAUGCGGUAUGCCUAUGAAUACAGUCCAUUGAUUUUUGAGGUCGCGUAGAUAUACUCUGCUAAAUGAGAAGUUUUAAAAGAUAACAAAAUAGCAUAUGAUACGUAACAUGAAAGUGUUUUAAAAGUUUUCUUUUCCGUUUGACCUUUAC
Messenger RNA from Megalops cyprinoides (Indo-Pacific tarpon), 1761 nucleotides. Its product is annotated as transcription factor Sox-1a-like. Gene Ontology annotation, molecular function: DNA-binding transcription factor activity, RNA polymerase II-specific; RNA polymerase II cis-regulatory region sequence-specific DNA binding. The coding region runs from base 315 to 1334 and encodes 339 amino acids. Gene Ontology annotation, biological process: regulation of DNA-templated transcription; cell differentiation; anatomical structure morphogenesis. The record is from RefSeq and is a predicted model, not a curated record. The transcript has a single exon. NCBI's taxonomy places the organism in Eukaryota, Metazoa, Chordata, Actinopteri, Elopiformes, Megalopidae.